Messenger RNA from Cynoglossus semilaevis (tongue sole), 2180 nucleotides. It is a transcript of the gene p2rx2, whose product is annotated as purinergic receptor P2X, ligand-gated ion channel, 2. The transcript has 12 exons. Bases 100 to 1347 code for a protein of 415 amino acids. NCBI's taxonomy places the organism in Eukaryota, Metazoa, Chordata, Actinopteri, Pleuronectiformes, Cynoglossidae. Gene Ontology annotation, biological process: calcium ion transmembrane transport; response to ATP. Gene Ontology annotation, molecular function: extracellularly ATP-gated monoatomic cation channel activity; purinergic nucleotide receptor activity; ATP binding. Gene Ontology annotation, cellular component: signaling receptor complex; plasma membrane. The record is from RefSeq and is a predicted model, not a curated record.
ACAGAGCACAGAGAAACAGGAUAAAAGACUAAAAAGAAAUUAAAGCAGAAGUCUAAUUGAAAAAUAUUGAAUUUAUAGUUCAGAAAAAAAAUCUUAAGCAUGUGUGAAAUACUUCAAACCUUCAUGAUGGGACUGCGGGAGUUUUUAAAGGAUUAUUUUCUUGGCUUCUGGGACUAUGAGACACCAAAGGUGAUGGUGGUUAAAAACAGAACUCUUGGAGUCAUUUACAGGAGUGUGCAGUUUCUUGUGAUCACCUAUUUCAUCUGGUAUGUCUUCAUAAGUCAGAAAGCGUACCAGGAGAGUGAAACCCGUCCAGAGAGCUCUGUGUACACACGCAUGAAAGGCAUAGCGGUUCAUGGUGAUGAUAUCCUGGACACUGUGGAGUACGCUCGACCUCCCGAGGGUGGUGAUGUCAUCAGUACUAUACUGAGACGGGAAGUCACGUAUGACCAGAUGCAUGGCACUUGUGCAGAGCAUUUCAAAGUUGCCAAAGCCAACUGUACUAAAGAUUCUGACUGUAUCCAGGGGGAAGUCAACUUUGAUGGCCAUGGCAGAAGAACCGGCAGAUGUGUGCAGUACUAUAAUCACACUUUCAGAACAUGUGAGGUACAAAGUUGGUGUCCUAUCGAGGAGUUCGCUGUUGUACGUGAACCAGCAUUAGUGGAGGCCAUUAACUUCACCGUAUUUAUCAGGAACUCCAUUCACUUCCCCAGAUUUAAAGUUUUGAGGGGAAAUAUAAAAGAUGCCUCAAAUAAACGGAACCUGCACAAGUAUCUCAGUAAGUGUCAUUAUGAUGAAGAGAAGGAGCCUUACUGUCCAAACUUUCGCCUGGGCUACAUCGCACACAAGGCCAGAGAAAAUUUUAGCGAACUCUGCAAAACUGGAGGUGUGAUCGGGGUUUUCAUCAACUGGCAGUGUAACUUGGACCUGGACCCUUCACACUGUAAACCUGCAUAUUCUUUCCGUCGUCUUGAUGUGAGAAAGGAUCAGGCCAACUCUGGAUAUUAUUACAGAUUUGCCAAAUAUUACAGUAGGGAAGGAGUAGAGUCUCGGACACUUAUUAAAGCCUACGGCAUCAGACUGGACAUCAUAGUACAUGGACAUGCUGGUAAAUUCAGUCCCAUCCCAACCAUCAUCAGUACAGUGACUGCAAUGACGUCAGUUGGAAUUUGCACCAUUAUCUGUGACUGGAUUAUGCUGACGUUUAUUGACAAAAAUGAGGUCUACAGCGACAGAAAGUUUGAUGAGGUUCACAAGGAACCCACGGCACCCAUUCCUACGGAGCUCAGCUUCAUCAACAGUUUUGGCUCGAACCAUUCUGACCUGUCAGACGGUGUUCCACUGUGAUGUCAUCGAAUAUGCAGGUUUACAGUCGACACCUCCAUCUAAGUCAGGUGUGUGUGGACUGGAUAAUACCAGCUGACAAACAUGAACGUGUCUGGACUUUCUUUGGCAGCCUUCUUGACAACGGUGACAUUAAAUACACUGAUAAAUACAAUGACAGAAGGAACAGCUCUGGACCCAUUUACUGACUCAGAUCUGGAUGUACCUUCACUGUUGGACAGUGACAAUCAACUUGAGUAAAGAAAACUAUAGUCCACUCAUACUCUAUACUUUUUGCCAUAUAUUGCACAUAUUCAGCCUAACAAUAAAUACCUUCAUGACUUCACUGUCACAGCAUCCCAUGGAAGAAAACUUACACAAUUCUGAAUCUUUUCCUUCUUCUUUUGCCCCGAUGUUGACAUAAUGAGAUGUGACAAGAGGAGGAAAUGGCCACAAAAUGCACAAGAGAGCAGUGAGCUGUAAUCCAAUAACACUGACAUUUCCUGUAAAAGGGUUUCUUUAAUAAGAUUGCGGUGAGUGUGAAUCCAUCUAAAGGCCUGAGUGCAGCGCAGUUGUCAGUGGUGGAAAAAUACAUAUGACAUAGUAAUGAUUGAUGUUUGACAUGAUGAAUGGAGAGAAGCAACAUGUCUGCUUGGAUAUCAUGUGGAACAUCAAAAUAUGUAUGACAUUUGUUAAGAAAGACUUCAGCAUUACAUCAGUCUCUUCACAUCAUGAAGAACUUUGCUUUAAAUAUUUUGAGUAAUUAACAGAGAUUUAAAAAGGGAUUUUCAUCACAGACCCUUUGAAUACUGCCCUUAUUUGCACUAACCCUGAUCCUCCAGAACAGCAAAAACCAA